Messenger RNA from Aspergillus pseudoviridinutans, 1293 nucleotides. RefSeq lists its product as uncharacterized. The transcript has 5 exons. NCBI's taxonomy places the organism in Eukaryota, Fungi, Ascomycota, Eurotiomycetes, Eurotiales, Aspergillaceae. The coding region runs from base 1 to 1293 and encodes 430 amino acids. The record is from RefSeq and is a predicted model, not a curated record.
AUGAGGCUCCGUCAGGGCGAAGGAGCGCUGGAUGUAGCGGGUGCAGGCGUGCGAAGAAAGGCUGCGAUAUGCGGUUCCCGGUCUGUGGAAGGUGUCUCCGGCUCUCGCAGACAUGCUAUAGGGGAGGAGCAGACAGUAACAUUGGGGAGGGUAUUGCAUACGUCCGACAAGAAAGGCAAUGACCACCCGAGAUGUUUGGGAGAGUGGUCCGAUAUUCUGCGUUACUUUGCCGACCACGAGCUCAUUCGAGGUCUUGUCGCUGCCUGCAAGCUCCACACCGCCGUCCCACAAAUGAAUCCUAAGCAAGCUGCAAAUAUCUAUGGAGCUGCGUUGUCUUCGAUCCGCGAAGCGAUACAAGGAGGGUGGCAGGUUGCGGACGAUACUUUUUUGGUGGUCACAUUGCUUCUUUAUAUAUACGAGCGGUUCUACUGGCCAGAAGGAAGAUCAAGUCGGAGCUGGAUGAUCCAUAUCCAGGGAGCAAUCAGUCUCGUACAAGCCCGCGGUUUGAAGCAAGUCCAGACAAAGGUUGGACGCGUGAUUUUUCGAAAAGCCAGAGAUAUCAUUCUUGACGUCGCAUUCUGCAACAGCGUAGUACCGCCUUACUUUCUUAUUCUGGGCAGUCAAGCGAUGGGAAGAGACGUUCUAUACCGUGCCCAUGAUCAGCUUGCAAUCCUUGAGACUAGAACGAUCGUCCUGUACCAGCAGUACCGCCGCGGUGAUCUUGACCAAGCCUUCCUCCAGACUGCUCAUACUCUUCAGCAGGAUCUCAUGUACAGGCAAAAGAUGACUGUCCGCCUGCCAUGCAAUUCGCUUAGGCAUCGUCAAGGCAGCGGUCUGAUCGAUGGUGACGAACAAGAGAAGGAGGAUGAAUACUUGACCGCGGUACAAGAUCGAUGGAGUGGUGCUAAGCUACACAUAUUUCGGCUGGUUGUUUGCCGCGUUCAAAGUGCUGUCUUUCGAAGGCUUUGGAACACCUCUUCAAUUGGUUUUGAAGAGCUCGUCCCCUGUUGCCAGAAUUGUCCCACUCGCACUUCUGAGAUUAUGUGUAACAGCGCAGCAGAUGUCAUGGAUGACUUUGGGUCGAUACAUCUGUUGAUGCAUUCUCCAUCCGCCACACUCGGAAUGCACGGCGCGAUCUUCACGGCAUCAUCAUGCCUGGAGAGCGAGCUCGAAGAGUUAACGUUGGCAUCUUGCGGCGUGCAGAGCGACGCCAUCAUCACCCCAACACAGCUGAAUUCCAUGAGGAGAAGCAGUCGGUGGCUUACAGAAUGGUCAAGGAUGCUUGCAUCAUAG